AUGGCAUCUUCCAACAUCUCUUAUCUGGACCCUAGAACAGUGACUCUGAUUGGCAUCCCUGGACUAGAACACGUGCAGUUUUGGAUUGGGUUUCCCUUCUUUGCAGUGUGCCUGCUUGCUCUCCUGGGAAACAUAAUUUUACUGGUCAUCAUUCCUGCAGAACGCAGCCUGCAUCAGCCCAUGUACAUCUUCCUGGCAGUACUGGCUGCCACUGAUGUAGGGCUCUGUUUAGCCAUUGCUCCCAAGAUGUUGGCCAUCUUCUGGUUUGACUCUUGUUCCAUGGUAUUUAAUGUCUGCUUAGCCCAACUCUUCUUCAUCCAUACCUUGCAGUGCAUAGAAUCUGGCAUCUUGUUGGCCAUGGCCUUGGACCGCUAUGUUGCCAUCUGUGAUCCAUUGAGACACACGUCUAUUCUUACUCCUUCUGUCCUCACGUGGAUGAUGGUGGUGGUGGUGAUCAGGGCAACAGUACUGGUUGGCCUGUUACCCAUGCUCAUCAAAAGACUGCAUCUUUUCCAUUCCACUGUUAUAGCCCAUUCUUACUGUGAGCACAUGGCUGUGGUCAAGCUGGCUGCAGAAGAUAUUCGAAUCAACAAAAUAUGUGGUUUGUUCGUUGGUUUUACAAUUCUGGGCUUUGACAUGGUUUUUAUUAUCGUAUCCUAUAUCCUGAUUUUCCACGCUGUUUUUCUUCUGAACCAAAAGGAGGCUCGACUCAAAGCUUUUAACACGUGUGUGCCUCAUAUUUUUGUCUUUCUUGAGUUUUAUAUCCUUGCUUUCUUCUCAUUCUUCAGUCACCGCUUUGGACAUGUUGUCCCCUCUACCCACAUUCUUUUGUCUACCAUCUACCUUCUUGUGCCACCUGCACUCAACCCUAUUGUUUAUGGAAUAAAAAAUAAAGUUAUCUGCCAGCGGGUGGCACAGAUUUUUCUUCUGAGUAGUAAGUCCCAAUAA
Messenger RNA from Echinops telfairi (small Madagascar hedgehog), 948 nucleotides. RefSeq names its product olfactory receptor 52A1-like. The coding region runs from base 1 to 948 and encodes 315 amino acids. Gene Ontology annotation, cellular component: membrane. Gene Ontology annotation, molecular function: G protein-coupled receptor activity; olfactory receptor activity. The transcript has a single exon. The record is from RefSeq and is a predicted model, not a curated record. NCBI's taxonomy places the organism in Eukaryota, Metazoa, Chordata, Mammalia, Afrosoricida, Tenrecidae. Gene Ontology annotation, biological process: G protein-coupled receptor signaling pathway.